Messenger RNA from Rhea pennata, 2013 nucleotides. RefSeq names its product arginine vasopressin receptor 1A (gene AVPR1A). The record is from RefSeq and is a predicted model, not a curated record. The transcript has 2 exons. NCBI's taxonomy places the organism in Eukaryota, Metazoa, Chordata, Aves, Rheiformes, Rheidae. Gene Ontology annotation, biological process: G protein-coupled receptor signaling pathway; regulation of systemic arterial blood pressure by vasopressin; cellular response to hormone stimulus. Gene Ontology annotation, cellular component: plasma membrane. Bases 1 to 1296 code for a protein of 431 amino acids. Gene Ontology annotation, molecular function: peptide binding; vasopressin receptor activity.
AUGCGCCUCGCCGGCGGCGCCGGCUCCCCGCGGCUGGCGCCCUCGCCCGCGAACGGCAGCCAGGGGCGGCCGGCGGAGGGCGGCGGCGGCGGCGGCAGCAGCCCCAGCCCCGAGGCCUGGUCGGGCUCGCCCAACGGCAGCCUGGGCGGCUGGGACCCCUUCGGGCGGGACGAGGAGCUGGCGAAGCUGGAGAUCGCCGUGCUGGCGGUCACCUUCGCCGUGGCGGUGCUGGGCAACGGCAGCGUGCUGCUGGCGCUGCGGCGCACGCCGCGCAAGGCGUCCCGCAUGCACCUCUUCAUCCGCCACCUCAGCCUGGCCGACCUGGUGGUGGCUUUCUUCCAGGUGCUGCCGCAGCUGUGCUGGGAGGUGACGCACCGCUUCCACGGCCCCGACGGGCUGUGCCGUGUGGUGAAGCACCUGCAGGUCUUUGGCAUGUUUGCCUCAGCCUACAUGCUGGUGGCCAUGACGGCCGACCGCUACAUUGCCGUGUGCCACCCGCUGAAGACGCUGCAGCAGCCCACCAAGCGCUCGUACGGCAUGAUCGCGGCGGCCUGGGUGCUCAGCCUGCUGCUCAGCACCCCGCAGUACUUCAUCUUCUCCCUCAGCGAGGUGGAGCGCGGCUCGCAGGUCUACGACUGCUGGGCGCACUUCAUCAUGCCCUGGGGGCCCCGCGCCUACGUCACCUGGAUCACCGGCGGCAUCUUCGUGGCGCCCGUCCUCAUCCUUGCCACCUGCUACGGCUUCAUCUGCUACCACAUGUGGCGCAACGUCCGCGGCAAGACGCGCCUGGGCGAGGGGCCGGCGUUGGUGGGCGGGCGGCGGGCAGGGGGCAGCGGCCCACACCGGGGGCUGCUGCUCGCCCCCUGCGUCAGCAGCGUCAAGACUAUCUCCCGUGCGAAGAUACGCACCGUCAAGAUGACCUUCGUCAUCGUCUCGGCAUACGUCCUGUGCUGGGCGCCCUUCUUCACCAUCCAGAUGUGGUCGGUGUGGGACCAGCACUUCCCCUGGGUCGAUUCUGAAAAUACUGCAACUACAGUCACUGCUCUAUUGGCCAGUCUGAAUAGUUGUUGUAACCCAUGGAUCUACAUGUUCUUUAGUGGGCAUCUCCUGCAAGACUGCAUACAGAGCUUCCCUUGCUGUCAAAAAAUAAAGCAAAUGUUGAAUAAAGAAGAUUCUAACAGCAACAGUAGACGACAGACUUCUUUUACCAACAACAGAAGCCCAACCCAUAGCUUGAACACCUGGAGAGAAUUGCCGCACUCAAAAUCUACCAGCUUCAUCCCCAUUCCAACCUGAGACAGGCACUCGGAACAGGCAGGUGUUGGAGUUUAGUAGGAGCACUUAGGAAGAUUAUGGCAUAGCACUUUAUGCUGGUGAGAGGCACAAUCCCUUGGUAACGAGGAAUUACUAAGACGACCGUAAAAUGAAAUGUACCAUGUUGCUAAAUAAGAUAUUUUGCAGAGUAUAAUUUUAUGAAAGGUGUAUGGGACUUAAGCAACUGAUCAGAAAGGAGUGACAACAAUAAAGCAAUUAUUUUUCUAAAUAGAAACUGUUAUUCAUUUUAUUUUAUGUUUAUAAAAUGAGUGCAUUGUUUGCUUAUUGUUCAAAGCAGUAAGAUAAUGGAGUUGGUAUAUGUUGAGGUAACUCCGCUCGCUAGUGGUAACACCUAAAAUUUCUCAUGACUGCCAACUAAAGUCACAGGGAAAGAAGACGAUACAAACAAGAUCACAAUUUGAUCUUAUAGAGAAAAGAACUGGAAGAAAUUCCGGUCUGAGUAGAAAAGGUGUAUGCUUAGAUAGGCUGUGAGUUGUUGGGAAUUUAAUUGAUCAUAUUGCUUUAUCUUUUCAAAUACUUUCUGAAAGUAAAAUGAAAUGUCUAACAAUUCUCAUUUAGUUUUAGAAUUUAACAACUCUUAUGAAGGCAAAUUCAUCACUGCUGUCGAUGUCGGUAUACACUUUGUGGGGUUUGAUUUCUUGGGUGACAUUUCUGCUUCGCUUCAUGUUGAUGGAAGUU